Messenger RNA from Effrenium voratum, 310 nucleotides. Lineage: Eukaryota; Dinophyceae; Suessiales; Symbiodiniaceae. The record is from the annotation of a GenBank genome assembly.
GCCGGAGCGCCGCAGGGCGACGCAGCGAAGCCUGCGAGACCCGAAGAAGCCCCGGACGGGCGAAAAAAAGAGCGGCCUACGCGCGACACGGCGCGCGGCGGAGGGCAGAGACGGCAGGGAGGGAAGGGGGGCGGGCAGCGCCGGGGGCGCCGUUUCCGGGGGCCGAGCCGACCGUCCGCGGCGCGAGCCUCAAGCCCCGAACAUGCCCGCCGCCGCGUACGUGGCGCUGAGCCGCGUGGAGUUCGACGCGAACUGGCGCUUCCUCGGCGACCCGGGGGUGCACCACUUCACGCCAGCUCGCUUCCACUGA